Molecule: messenger RNA, 4746 nt
Organism: Coregonus sp. 'balchen'
Lineage: Eukaryota; Metazoa; Chordata; Actinopteri; Salmoniformes; Salmonidae
Source: the annotation of a GenBank genome assembly
AUGCGACGCCUCCCAUCCCGGUUGAGUUAUCUGUGAGUAUUUCCUGCGACUCUCAUUUAUACUUCUGUUGAUUAAUGUUUGAUUAAUGUGCCCUAAUGUAUUAUAACUAAUUUAUUAUUCUAUUUUUCAGGUUCCUACACUUCUUCGCAUUCUGCUACUAUGCUCAGGUAUGCUUUGAAAUAGCCCAUAUAUUUUGUAUAUCAGCAGGCAUUGUGAAAAUAAUAUAGUAUUCUUGAUUAUGAUUUUAAAUAUCUCACGCGUUUUCGAAUCAUUUACAAAUAAUUUACACUGUUCAGUCUAUCAGUGGAUUAUUGGAUACAACUGUACAUCUCCUUAGAUGACAAGUCAUUAUUUUACGCAUCUUGAAAAUUCGUAUAACUAACCUAAAUCAAAUGUCACUGUUAAAACAUAUGGUUAGGUUUCUGGGGCUGAAAGCACGGUGUAAUAAUAGCGAGCAGUGAGGGAAAGAGAGAUGAGAGAUCAUAUAAUUUGUGAUAUAACAACAUAUCAGAUGGGUCCCACGGCGCAAGGGGCAGCGGGCGCGCUGCAUGCCGCCCGCGUCACAGUUUGGCAUGGUAUAUGUUGCGAACAUACUGCCCUCGCGCAGGAUGCGUGGGCAUAGAAUGGGCAUCGUGUUGGGAAAGGCGAGUCUGUGAAAAAUGUCGUGGGGUUUAAAUAUAAAGGCCAAAGUUUCGUCAUCAUUCCUUCAUUGUCCUCCUUGAAACAGAACUAGGGCGUAUGGCUAAGUGUCAAAUAGGGAAGCUUUUAAGAUAGACAUUAAUAUGACCAUUUGCUCCGUUUAAUGUGAGGGAAAUAUUAAACAGUUAUUAUGUAGGCUAUAGCCUAUUUUAUAUGUUGGACAUGUUUUUUAGCGUCUACUUCCACUCACUUUUCCCACAAGCUGUUGAGGCUUGCGCGCACUUUUUAAUUUCUAGGUUUUCAUGCUUUUAAUUAUGCAUGCAUAAUUUAAGGAACUGCAGGCCUUUGUAUUGGCGAUAAAUUGAUAUUGUCUAUUGCAUUUUAUCAAGUUAUGUGUUAUAGACAAUAAUGGCAUGUAGGCCUAAAGUUGGUUUUAGAGCUAAAUAAUUAUGCUAUUAUUGCUUAAUACAUAGGCUACUGUAGUAACAUUGAAGCAAUUUUUGCAAAUACUGAUUGUGAUGACAUUUAAUUUCUGACAGGUAACCAAUCAGUCCCCGCCUAAUUUCACGCAGCAUGUAAGCGAGCAGAGCAAGGUGACGGACCGUGUGAGUCGCAGGUUAAUUCGGACCUAUCAACUUUACAGCCGAACCAGCGGGAAGCACGUGCAGGUUCUGCCCAACAAGAAGAUCAACGCCAUGGCAGAAGAUGGAGACAUACACGGUAAACCCAAUAUCCAAACUUUAUGGAUUUGUUUCAGGUUCUUCGCGUUUUGUCGGUUUUAACUUGCCGAAAUUCAUUAUUAAUAUUUCUAAAACUCCAAACUAACCAACUAAAAUAAACGUAUGGCUACAACAGGCUUAGGCUAUGCCUAUAUAGGCAUAGGGCCUAAAGGCCCAUUUUGGCAUAACAAACUAUCAUGUGCAAGAGGUUAGUAGCCUAAUGCUUACUGUGAAUUGUACAGAAGUUGUUUUUCUGUCGUCGUUUUUUACAUUAAAUAACACGGCCACUGUAUCAGCUGGUAUUGUUAAGAAGAGACCGCAGACCGACAAAAAUGUAAAAUGGAUUGAAGAUUGUGCUGUAGGUGAUUCUCCAGAGAGACUCAUGUCUGGAAGAGCCAUUAGAAAUAAUCUUCCUUCAACCUCCUGAACAUUUCCUGCAUAGCUCUCCUGCUCUCACUUUCCUCUGACCAGCUUCAGAAUCAAAAUAGGGCCUGCCGAAUUUCCAAACAGCCUGCCUGCAUUUUACGCAGAUUCCCCUGGCCAUCCAGGGUACAUUUAGGCUAUGUAUUAUCUUUGCAUAUUCACAAAUUAACUAUUUUGUUCAUGGAAUUUAUAUUUUAAAAUGAAGUCAAUGUUUUUUCAUUUUUUUUCAUUAGGCUAUUCCCAUUGUCAUUAAAUGGUGUUAGAUUUCAAUAUAAUUUGGCAGCAAACUGGACCUUUGACUCUUUGUGUGUAUGCUGCUGUAGGGCCUGUCUAAUGUGGUGUGUGUAUGCACUUGUGUGUGUGUGUUUGUGGUUUGUACCAGAGGGUGUGGAGGUGCUCAGAUCACCUAUGCCAGUGCUACCUGUACCAUGGUAGCAGGUUGUAUGUGUGGGUCUAAAGCUGUGGCUUGCAUGAGCCUUUUAUUGUUUAGCCACACACCAACCAUCUAACCACAACCUUAACCAUAACCGUAACUCAAUAACCACGUGGGUGUGCAUUUUGAAAUGACAGGCCUAUCUGUUGAAUUUUGCUGUGUUUACAAGAAUAGAGGUUGAGCAGUAAAACUAUCAGAUGCACCAUGGGUUAUUUAUUUCUCCAAAUGUUGGUCCAGGAAUGUGUGUCAUCAUCAUGUAGGUAGGGGGAUGGGAAACCCAGGAAGAGUAGGGGCUGCCUACUCAUAACUCUUAGUAAGCCUAUGAAAAGUUUAUUCAUAAUGGCUAGGUAGGCAUUGUGUGCCUCUGUGGAAGGCAACAACAAAAUAGAUAAGCAUAUUUUAGUUUGGAAAAUAAGGAGAUCGGUGUUAUCAAUCAUAGAAGCGGUUGUGAGAUUUACAGUAUCUAUAGACACAUAUUAAGAUAAGCCAUUUAACACCAUUCUAUUUAUGUCCUUCUGUCUCCAAGCGUGAUCUAUGAUAGAGAUGAAUGUGGUGCGUAUGUGUGACAUGAGUACAGAUUUAUAAAAAAAAGUUGAUAGUCCUGCCAGGAUGGCCUUUUAGUUUUCAAAGAAUUGAGAUACACAUGUUUUUAUGAUUCUGCAAGAAUUUAAGCUUGCAUAUAUCCUCAGGAAUGUGUCCCCACAGGUUUUGUGUGUGUGUGAUAUAUAGAAUUUUCUCUUAUGAAAAUGUAAACUGAAUCAACUAAACCAUGUCUUUGAGCAACAUCCUAUUACUAACAGUGCAAAACAGUGCCUGGUUGAUAAUAAAACUCCUUUGUUUCUUCAGCCAAACUCGUCGUAGAGACGGACACGUUUGGAAGUCGCGUGCGGAUCAAAGGAGCAGAGACAGGAUUCUACAUCUGCAUGAACAAGAUGGGAAAGCUGAUCGGGAAGGUAAAGAGAGAAAAUGCAUUUGAGCACUGCACUGGGGGUUAUGAUCUAUGGUUAUGCCAGUGUGCUGCCGUUUUCCAUUGGCUCUGUUUUCGAGCAUCUUAGGCUGUGGUUCCACAGUUUGAUUAUAUUGGAGUUCUGUUUGGGGGUUCUAAGACUUGUGGUUUUGUUUGGCGACUCUGCAAAAGUUCUCACCAUAGUUCAGUGUGGCUGUGGUUCUGUUUGGUGGUUCCCUAUAGCUCCAGAACUGUCCACCUCUGGUACGUUCUGCAUGUGAGAUGGUUAGAGUCAUUGUAUGUUGUUGGAAGUCACCUCCUCUGUGUAGCGUGUUGUGGGUCCGAGGGUGUCUCUGCUCCUCUCUCGCUGUGCUGGCUAAUAAACAGGGCUGCCAUCUCCACCCCCCUACAGAACCCUGCCAGGUGCACCAUCUGCCCUGAGCUGCCUCUAUGCCAUACCAGCCCAGCAACAGCCUGUGUGUGUGUUUGAAUGACUGUAUGUGUAUAUUUGUGUAUGUUGCACUUGCUUUCUGGCUGCAUGGAUGCUAGAUUUAUUUUUAACAGCCCAUUUUGUCCAGCUAGGUUGUUGAGCUUGUUUAGCUACGUUAGUGUUGCCGGUGUGUGACGUGUCACAGACCAGUGAAGGUUGGGCUGGAGGGGCUGUGGGAGGGACGCAGGGCCUAGCUACUGCUCAUAACACAAGAUCACAAACCCCCCUUCACUCUCAAUGUAGAAUACUAGACCAAAAGAAAAAACAUCCACCCCGUCUUACCAUUUCUCAAAACGUAGAGAUAGAAUAAAUGCAAGACAACCAUGUAUUUGAUUGUACCGAAGGGAGACUAGAGUAGUUUAUUUUAGGAUCUAUUGAUUGAUAUUCAAGUCGAUGGGCCCUCUGCGGUUCGAUUCAGCCAUGCCACAAACGAGACAGUGCAGUGCUAAAUAGAAGGAAAUCCACACAUGAAGCUGAUAAUGAAUUUCUUAGGUAUAUCUCCUAUGAUGGCAUGUCUUAGGCUGCUGACCCUUGAGUGGUCCUCACGGAUGUGUCUCUGUGUUUACUGAGGAGGGAGACUCAUUGCUUACUGUCAUCCCCUCUCUCUGAUCUGGGCCUGUAAUGACAGUAUCAUAUGCUUCAUGCGUAUGGGGAGGGCUGCGUGCACACGUGUCUGUGUGUGUGUGCGCAGGGACAUACUGUUCGGGGUAGCCUUCUUACAUCUGAUAUUUCCCAUCUGUAAAUCUUCAUAGAAAGCUCCUUCAGACACUCCGACUGAUCUGGUGUGUGUGUGUGUGUUUGUCUUUCAAAGAAAAAUGGGCAAGGCCGCGACUGUAUCUUCUCAGAGAUCGUCCUGGAGAAUAACUACACGGCGCUGAGGAACGCACGCUUCGAGGGCUGGUACAUGGCGUUCACCAGACGUGGACGCCCCCGGAAAGGCUCGCAAACACGGCAGCACCAACGUGAGGUCCAUUUUAUGAAACGACUGCCUCGGGGAUCCAAUCCCACUCACCCAGCCCAGCACAAGCCCUUUGACUUCGUCCACUACCCCUUCAGCCCCAGGACUAAACGCACACGCUACUCAGCCGAACGCUGA